GUCCACGAUGCCUCCCCGAGUUGGGGACCAGGGAUGUCUCGAGCGAGGGGGGGGGUCGACCACGCCACCAGGGGUGUCGGCCUGUGCGGGAAAGGCUUGUGCAGGAUGUUGCACGCCGACUCCCACUUUCUCGGGAGUGGGUGAGCGCGCUGGCUCCUCCUCCCGUCGAGGCUCUCGCCUCCUCGGCCUUCGACGGGCAGCGCCUGACUCAGACGCUGCUUCUGCCUCGCUCGCUCGCUCUGUCCCUGGGGGAUGGUGGUGGUGUUGCUGACGCUCCUCCUCGUCCCUAUGAUCGGGAGCCUUCUCAGAGGCAUCUCGGAGGGGGCGGCGCUUGCUGAGGAGCCUCCCACCCAGCCCGCCGUGCCCCCCUCUCUCGCGCAUCCGAGCAUUGGGACUACGAGUCUCUCGACAUCGACUGGGGCAAUCAGGACGACUACGCGGUAGGUCCCAGGGUCGGGAGCGGGAAGUUUAGCGCCGUGUUCGAGGCUGUCCAGAUAUCUACUGGCAGGAGAUGUGCCAUCAAGGUGUUGAAGCCUGCCAAGACGAAGAUGAUAAAACGUGAGAUUCGAAUUUUGCAGCACAUGUGCGGAGGGCCCAAUAUCAUCAGGCUGCUGGAUGUGAUUCGGGACCCAGGUUCGCAAAAAGUCUGGGAAUCUGGACCCCGGACCCGAAGGCGAGCCUGUGCGAGCCUUGUCUUCGAGUACGUCGAGAAUGUGGACGCUAGCGUUUUGUACCCCACGCUGUCCGACUGGGACAUCCGUCACUACAUGUUCGAGUUGCUGAGAGCGGUCGACCACGCACAUUCACACGGCAUCAUGCACAGAGACGUGAAGCCUUUGAAUGUGGCAAUCGACCCCACUAACAAGACUCUGCGGCUGUUGGAUUGGGGCCUUGCCGACUUCUACCACCCAGGACAGCAUUACAGUUUCAAGGUGGCGGCGCGCUACUACAAGGGUCCUGAACUCCUGUUCGGCAUGACCCGAUACGACUGCUCGCUGGACGUGUGGAGCCUCGGAUGCAUGCUGGCUGGCAUGGUAUUCCGAGUGCACCCCUUCUUCAAGGGGGCGGACAAUUGCGACCAGCUCGAGCGCAUCGCGCGCGUGCUGGGAACCAGGGAGUUGCUGGAGUACGCAGAGAAGCAUCGGCAGGAGCUGGCCCCUAGCCUUGAGGCGGCGCUCGGCAAACACCCUGGCCAGGCAUGGUCGGAGUUCGCUACGUCCGAGAACGGGCACCUGGUCUCCGAGGAGGCCCUCGACCUGAUCGACCGGAUGCUCGUGGUCGAUCACGCCCUUCGCAUAUUGCCGAGCGAGGCGUUGAAGCACCAGUAUUUUGAGCCGCUCAGGGUUUGGGGCCAGGGAUAGCGAGACGCACUUCGUUUGUGAGGAGGCCAUCUCGUGUGCGGUCACGCUUUGCCGCCGCAUUAUGCCGAGCGAGGCGAUGGAGCACCUGUACUUCGAGCCGCUCGCGUCCCCAGGCUGAAGAUUGCCAGGCGCGCUUCGUCUAUGAGGAGGCCAUAGACCUUUCGACUGACUGCUCGUGUGCGGACGUCACGCCCUUUCUGUUUUCGCCGAGGGAUCCGCUCGCGUCCCCAGGCUGGGGAUAGCCAGGCGCACCUCGGCUUUCAAGAGGCCAUCGGCCUGAUCGACUGGCUGCUUGUGUGCGAUCACACGCCCUGCGCAGAUUGCUGAGCGAGGCGAUGGAGGACCCGUAGAGUAUUUCAAGCCGCUCGCGUCCCCAGGCCUGUGAUAGCCAGGCGGAGUGGAGCUACGUCGUUGGCCUACUUCGGGGGGCGAUGGACUUCGUCCGCUGAAGGCUCCCACUCCUUUCAUCAUCCUGUAAAUCAC
Messenger RNA from Prorocentrum cordatum, 1844 nucleotides. The record is from the annotation of a GenBank genome assembly. NCBI's taxonomy places the organism in Eukaryota, Dinophyceae, Prorocentrales, Prorocentraceae.